AUGACAGACCAACAGGAACCUGAAAUCCACGCAACGGCGGCCAGUCUCUCGCCCGUCUCCCCUUCCCCUGUACAUACCGCCGCUCCCCUCGUCGUUCCCGCGCUGCAAGACACCGUCGAUACCAUCGAGGCCAUGGCCGCUGCAGUCGCCGAUGCACCAGACACUGCCAUCGAAUCCAUGGCCAACCCCACCAACGAAGCCGCCCAGGACGAGUUUGUAGACGACGAUAGCCUUGAUGGCGCCUACGUCGAGGACUCCGAGCCUCAACUACCAAACACAGCUGACAGCGGCAACCAAGACCCCAACGACGACUAUGCAAAAAUGUUUGACUCUCCGGCCGGAUCAGAUCAAGCAGAGGAGGACCGGGAUGCCUCUGUAGAUGUAUCAGCUGCGCCAGCGACUGUCAGCCAACCCCGGUCCAUCCAAGCACAGAAUGACACCGCCAGCUCCCCGGUCUCCGCCUCUGGCAACCAGAUUUCAUCAAGUGCGCCCGUUUUUCCAGCCUCCCAACCUGCUGCCCAGUCACUCGCAGGCCAUGAUACCAAUGUCCCAGCCCUUGAAGCAGUCGAUGCCACCGCGGCUUCUCCUACAGACGCCCAUCCUGAUGCGCAACCAUCCGAGCAAGUCGACACCGGGUCUGCCUUGAACUUCCAAGCCGAUGAACCGCAUGGCAGUGCCAGCCCAUCCGCUAUCCAACCAUCCGCUAUCCAACCCGACGGUCAGCAAGAUACAACUAGCCACAAUGCCAGCCCAACAACCCUAGCUUCCACAUCAUCACUCCCGCCUCGCCCGCCUGUUCUACAACCAACAACCCAUUCGUAUGGCCAAAUAUCUUCACAGGGUCCAGUACAAACACCUCAAACUGCAACUGGAGCCCCCAGAAACCUAAAGGAAUCUGGUGGUACCCUCCCACUAGCCCCCGAGGUGGCUCACGGUAGCUCAGCGCCGAGUGCCCCCCAGACCGCAUCUGCCCACGUCGAUCACGCCCAUGACGAGUAUCAACGUCUCUGGGACCAAUUUAUAGUCGAUGAGAGACAAUAUAUGUCAGAAGCCAAGUGGGAUCGCUUCCCUGAAGGCUCGCGUCUUUUUAUCGGAAACCUAUCCAGCGACAAAGUUUCGAAGAGAGACGUGUUUGAAAUUUUUCACAGAUACGGCAGGCUAGCUCAAAUCUCUCUCAAAUCCGCGUACGGAUUUGUCCAAUACCACACCGUUGAGGAGGGCAAGCGGGCUAUUCAAAAUCUAGAAGGGUUUGAAAUCAAGGGUCGACGUAUUCACCUCGAAGCGUCCAAGCUUCAAGACAAAUCCAAAAAGGAGCGAAAUAAGAGUCCAGAGAGAGGGGGCCGCGGUCGAGAUGCGCCACGCAAAGGCGACAAAUACCACGACAGGGAUGACCGCCGCGGUAGUCGCCAUCACUCGCCACGUCGCCAAGGACACCACGGACGCGACGACUCAUACGGCGGCCGUGAUAAGUUCCAUGACUCCAGCCGCGGCCGCGAUCGCUCGCGAUCUCCAGGCUACGGCAGACACGACAAGGGCAGGUACCGGCAGCGAAGUAACAGUCCGUAUGGCGGGCGCUCGCGACAUCAGGACAAAGAAAUCGACCUACCUAGCAGGUACGGUGCCGACGUCCCUGAUAUUCAAAUCAUUAUCCAGCAAGAAGUCCACCGCGAUUUCCUCGGCUGGGUCGAGCAGGCAUUCAGGGACAAGGGACUGCGAGCGGAGUCCAUGUACUUGAAGCCCCGAUUCCCCAAGGAUAAGGUCAUUCAGCGCCAGGCCGCCGAGGGCGUCCACGCCGUCGUGGAGCUCGACAUGCGCGCGCAGAAUCUCGGCAAGAUUCCCGUGCAGGUGUUUGAUCGUUCUAGCGGUUCCAGUAACGUACGAUUCGACCAAUACGUAGACCUGGACCCCGCGACGGCCGGCGAGGUUGUCCUCCGCGCCAAGGCUUCCGCCGCUGCCGCUACCGCCGCCGUGUACACCCACCAGCCUUAUGGCAGCUACCAGCAGCCGUACCAACCACCCGUCCAACAGCACCCUCCACGCGGCGACCCCUAUGGCGGCGCUGCACAUCCGCCAGCUGCGUAUGCCCAACCCCUCCCUGCUGCUGGCAUCCCCGCCAUGGCCGACGUCGCAAAGCUCGUGGGCCAAGUCGACAACGCCACCCUCCAGCGAGUGCUCUCUGCCAUGGCCGCCACGCCUCCAUCCAAUGCCAUACCGGCGGCGGCCGUACCCCAACCCGGCCACGCGCAAGUCGAUAUCCAGGCCCUCCUCGGCGCCCUCGGUAGCAAUCCUGCUGCGCAAGCCCCUCCAGUGGCACCGGCUGCCGCUCACUACGGCGGCGCGUACGGUAGCGCUCAGGCCGGACCUCCUCAUCACGGUCCUCGGGCACCCAGCGACCCAGUAAACGGCGACUCGGCCGCCGUGCAGAACAUAAUGACCCAGCUCUCUCGGUACAGACAGUAG
This is a messenger RNA of Cordyceps fumosorosea ARSEF 2679, 2460 nucleotides long. RefSeq names its product Nucleotide-binding, alpha-beta plait. The record is from RefSeq and is a predicted model, not a curated record. Lineage: Eukaryota; Fungi; Ascomycota; Sordariomycetes; Hypocreales; Cordycipitaceae. Bases 1 to 2460 code for a protein of 819 amino acids. Gene Ontology annotation, molecular function: RNA binding. The transcript is spliced from 3 exons.